This is a messenger RNA of Phanerochaete carnosa HHB-10118-sp, 1905 nucleotides long. RefSeq lists its product as uncharacterized. The record is from RefSeq and is a predicted model, not a curated record. Gene Ontology annotation, molecular function: chromatin binding. The transcript is spliced from 7 exons. Lineage: Eukaryota; Fungi; Basidiomycota; Agaricomycetes; Polyporales; Phanerochaetaceae. Gene Ontology annotation, biological process: regulation of gene expression. Gene Ontology annotation, cellular component: nucleus. The coding region runs from base 17 to 1339 and encodes 440 amino acids.
AGAGCGUAGCGGAUACAUGGAUGAUAGAGACGAUAGGAGGAAUGGUGACAGGAGUCGGACGACGAGAGCUCGGGCAGGUGACUACUUCGAGGGAGAGCGGGCUGGUGGCAGAGCUAGAGGUAGAGAGCGUAGCCGCAGUUUGGACAGAGAGAGGGAUCGCGAGCGGGAGGAGAGACGUGCGGAAGACAGAAACAGACCCAGACGGCCGAGUCCAGAGUAUUCAGAGUACAGAAGGCCUACGCCACCGCAUAUGCGAGAGGAUUCGCCAGCUCCACCAUGGCGGCAGCAAGAGAACAUGUACCCGGGCAAGCAAAACCGGGCGCCGCUUGGGGCUGGCCCGGGCUUCUUAGAAAGCCGUAGGAAGCAACGUGAAGACAAUACACUAAGCAUAUGGCCAUCAUCGCCGAAGGCUCCCGCUCGGUCGUCUCCAAGUCCGGAUUCAAGGCGUCACAAAAAAUCAAAGAAACGGCGACGUGACUCUUCUGCCACAUCUUCGACUGACACUGAGGAAGAACGCCGUAGACACGAGCGCAAGGAGCGUAAGAAAGCGAAGAAGGAGAAGGAGAGGCACCGGGAUAAAGACCGCCUUCGCAAGUCGCGUUCGCGGUCUGUACGGAGAUACGGCGACUCAGAGGAAGAAGAGGAUCGUCACCAACGUAGCCGGCAUAGAAGCAAGCAUAGCAGAAGUAGGUCCGUCAGCGAGGAGCGCCGUCGCAGCCGGAGCAGGGAACGCUCGUAUCGCAGCAAACCUCGAACGAAGAGUCCCGACGACCGGCCACCCACGACGGAUGACGAGGACCAAUGGGUCGAGAAGCCGUCUGCCUCUUUACCCGCUGGAGCGACAGCGCCGUCAAAAGCCAGGGAAGCUAUGGUGCUUCUGCAAGCUCCUGCUGCCGCUGCCACCUCUUUGUCUAAAGGGGAUUCCCCAGAGGACGAUUCAGAUGAAGAAGUCGGCCCGCAACCGCUCGAGGCGCCUUCAAAAAGCCGGAAGGUCGACGAACGGCAGUACGGUGGUGCCUUGCUUCGCGGCGAAGGUAGCGCGAUGGCCGCGUUCCUCAAGGAUGGCACUGACGUUCGCAUCCCACGUCGUGGCGAGAUCGGUCUCACAUCCGGCGAAAUUGCGACCUUUGAAAAUGUGGGAUAUGUUAUGAGCGGCAGUAGGCACAGACGCAUGAACGCUGUGCGCAUGCGGAAGGAGAACCAGGUUAUCAGUGCGGAAGAGAAGAGGGGUAUCUUACAGCUACAAAAGGAGGAGCGCGAGAGGAGAGAGGCCAUCCUUCGCGAGGAGUUCCAAGAGCUUGUCAAGGAUAAGCUCAAGUCUUCUGGAACUUCGAAAUGAUCCCUGUUUUGCUCCCUUGUUCGUCUCGUACUCACUAAACUUCACUUAUUAUAUCAGCUGCGCGUCAAGCCAUGUGCAGUUCGUUUCCAUCCGAUCCGUUCAUAAAUCAAGCGGGCAACUAUAUGAUUACAACUCCUCACGAGGAGCCUGUGUAUCGAGACCAACGAGCUCCACAUCGAAAACGAGCGUAGCGUGGGGUGGAAUGGCACCGCCGGCGCCACGUGCACCGUAUGCCAUGGCAGAGGGGAUGGUGAGAAUGCGCUUCUCGUUGAGGCACAUGCCCUGCAGACCUUCGUCCCAGCCCUUGAUAACUUGACCUACCCCAAGAGUCAAGGGUAGUGGCUGGCCACGGUCUCGACUCGAGUCAAAUUUCUUCCCGUCGGAGAACAAGGUACCAGUAUAGUGGACCUUGAUUUUAUCGCCAGUCUUCGCUGUUACCGAACAGUCACUGGGCUUGUAGGUUGUCUCAAUUUGCAGCUCGGUGGGCGGUACACGCUCUUCGUCUGCGAGAGCAACAGAGACAAGAGCUAGGAGAGGAAUCCAGUUGAAAAGUUUCAUGGCAGAUG